This is a messenger RNA of Aspergillus japonicus CBS 114.51, 922 nucleotides long. RefSeq lists its product as uncharacterized. Gene Ontology annotation, molecular function: rRNA primary transcript binding. Gene Ontology annotation, biological process: maturation of 5.8S rRNA from tricistronic rRNA transcript (SSU-rRNA, 5.8S rRNA, LSU-rRNA); nuclear-transcribed mRNA catabolic process, RNase MRP-dependent. The transcript has 2 exons. NCBI's taxonomy places the organism in Eukaryota, Fungi, Ascomycota, Eurotiomycetes, Eurotiales, Aspergillaceae. Bases 149 to 781 code for a protein of 210 amino acids. Gene Ontology annotation, cellular component: ribonuclease MRP complex. The record is from RefSeq and is a predicted model, not a curated record.
CAUGGCAGAGUUCUGUGUAUACUCAAUACUCUUGAGAAGUGCUUUAUCCUUUUGAUUUUGAGCAUUCCACCUAUUUUCAGCCAGGCCUCGUUGCCUAUCACAUUGACGUGGCGUAUAUCCCCCCAAACCGCGCAGCGAGCCGCAGGAGAUGGACCUGGAAAAGUUGUUUGCUAUACAUUCGAUUCUUCACCUCAUAUAUCACCGCAACAAGAACCAGCACGGCAAUACUAAGUGGUGGAAGUGGCUGGCGAUCCUGAAGCGAACAACCCGGAAACUCGUCAUGUCUAUCGGGCAUCGGCCAUCAUACAUCGCAGGUCAAUCUUCAGCCCCAAAGUACACAAAACCCCUGGCGCACACUAUUAUUCCCAGAUGUUACCUUGUCUUCUCAACGGUUGUGGCCGACGGGCAGUUCUCCACACUUGGGACAGUACUUUUAGCCACGCUGGCCCGCCUUGCCAAGGCAAUUGGGUUCCGGAAGGAGCUCAAGAUCCCUGCUACGACGGUGGUUACCUCUGCCCUCGACAGCAGCAGCGAAAUCACCAAAGAGGAAGAUGUAGGGACAGUCGUUUCACGGGGCAGACCCAAUCCAGUCAUCCCAUUACCGCCAGACCAUUGUGACCUGGAUGAUUUGGGUCGCAUGGCGUACCAGAAAAGUACAGGUAGCCUACCAAGGGGUUCAGGACGCUGCGAAGAGACGAAGAUGGAGGAGCGGAUCCAGAAGAAGAAAAAGAAGAACAGGAGAAAGGAUGCCAUCGACGAUUUGUUCGACUCUUUGCUGUAGGUGAGCUGGAUCUGCACACUGUCGAAGUGCCUUCCAGAAGAAUCAACAGAAAGAGUCUUCGAUCUGUCUCCGUCAGCGAGACACCCGGUGGGUUCGCAUUCUCCGCAACCCGCGCCUAUUUCAUGCAUAUUAUGAAAACUC